ACGUAACACGCGCGCCCGCACACAUAAGAUUCGUGGACAUAUGCGUCUGCGCGCACAAGAUUUGUGGAAUCGGAUAUUGAAUGUACUGCCCUCUGUUUACAGACUCCAAAACUAGGCAAAUACGAUUGUCAAACGAUCUGGCCAAGAUGUUGUGCAAGAUGUUUUACACGUUGGGCUUAGUAGCGGCGAUGCUAUCGUCGAUAUCGGCAAUCAGCCACGACAUUGGCAGAAGCAAUUUCUUAUUAGUGAUUGUCGACGACCUGAGACCUGCCCUGGGAUGUUAUGGAGAUAGAAGAGCCCAUACACCCAAUAUCGACCGCCUUGCUUCAGAGGGCAUACGUUUCGAGAAAGCUUAUGCACAGCAAGCACUAUGUGGUCCAAGUAGAAAUUCUCUCCUCACAAGUCGGCGUCCCGAUACUCUGGGGCUCUAUGAUUUUUAUAGCUACUGGCGCGAGGUCGCCGGCAACUACACGACCUUACCCGAGCACUUGCGGAACAACGGCUAUACCACGGUAUCUCUUGGCAAGGUCUUUCAUCCAGGCGCAAGCUCUAAUUACAGUGACGACAGUCCGUACUCCUGGAGUCGAACGCCUUUUCAUCCUCGCACAGAUCGUUUCAAGGACGCUCCAGUUUGCUCUGGACAACGUUCACCGCCAGCAAGAAAUCUCAUAUGUCCAGUUCGUGUAUCAUCGAUGCCUACUCGGACACUUCCAGACAUCGAAAUAUUAAAUGCAGCCAAACAAUUCUUGAAUAGUAACAGAGAGGAACCGUUUUUCUUAGCUGUUGGUUUUCAAAAGCCUCACAUUCCUUUGAAAUACCCAAAACGAUAUAUGCGAUUCCAUUCGUUAAGAAAAUUUGUUUUACCAGAUAAGUAUGAAUGGCCUAUCAAUGUAAGUCAUGUGGCGUAUAAUUCUUGGAUGGAUCUUCGUCGGCGAAACGAUGUAAAAAAGUUAAAAUUGCGAUGCCCUUGGCAAAAGAUACCAAAGAAGUAUGCGAGAAAGAUAAUCCGAGCGUAUUAUUCGGCGGUGACGUACAUCGACGAUCUGAUCGGACAACUGAUGAACGAAUUGGAAAUGUUGAAAAUUCGCAAAAAUACAGUGAUAAUUUUGACAUCCGAUCAUGGAUGGUCCCUCGGUGAGCAUGCCGAAUGGGCCAAGUACAGCAACUUUGAAGUAGCGUUGCGGGUUCCGUUAAUAAUUUCCAUUCCAAAUCUGACAUUCAAAUCAUACGACACCCGGAACUUAUGUUUGGUGAGCAAAGCCAUUCGUAGUCAGAAUUGCCGGACAAAAGCAUCGGUCGACGAGUGCUGCGAUGAUUGUAAAAUGAUUGCUAAUCCGGUUGAGCUUCUGGAUGUUUUCCCAACCAUAGCCGAGCUUGCGGGUUUCCCAGUACGUAGCUGUCCUCGAAAGAAAUCCGAUUCUAUACCGAAUCUUUGUACCGAAGGCUCAUCUUUAAUCCCUUUGAUCGAAGGAUUGUUGCGGUGCCAGUCCUCAUCGUGGAAAAACGCGGCCCUUAGCCAAUAUCCAAGGUCGACGACACAUCCGACGUGCACGGCGAGUGAUGACGAGCCUCGUCUUCGAGACAUUACCAUAAUGGGUUAUACUUUGCGUACUAUUCGGUAUAGAUACACUGCGUGGGUAGGUUUUUCAGCGAUAUCCAAACGACCUGACUGGCAAGAAAUACUGGCGGAAGAACUGUACGAUCAUUCCGUUGAUGCCGAUGAGAAUUUCAAUAUUGCUAAUUUGGAUGCUUCUCAUCGAGUUAAAAGUGAUUUAAAAAACUUGUUGAUUUUUCAAUUGAACAAUGAGUGAUUUAAGUUACGCACCAUCGA
Ceratosolen solmsi marchali is the source of this 1831-nucleotide messenger RNA. RefSeq names its product iduronate 2-sulfatase (gene Ids). Gene Ontology annotation, molecular function: iduronate-2-sulfatase activity. NCBI's taxonomy places the organism in Eukaryota, Metazoa, Arthropoda, Insecta, Hymenoptera, Agaonidae. Gene Ontology annotation, cellular component: cytoplasm. The coding region runs from base 81 to 1811 and encodes 576 amino acids. The transcript is spliced from 9 exons. The record is from RefSeq and is a predicted model, not a curated record.